CAGGUCGGCGACGAUGAGGAAGAGGCUGGGAUCGGCGAGCACCUGGAGCGCAAGUUUCGCGCGUACGAGCAGGAGUACGAGCGCUACAAGCGCGAGAUGGAGUGCAUCGCCGAGGCAACGCCGCACGUCGCGACGGCCGAGGAGGGCGCCGAGCACGACGUCGAGUCUGAGCAUCCCGACGACGACGACGAGAAGUACUCCUCCUCCUCGGAGGAGGGCUUCGCCGCUGAGACUCCCGAUGGUUCCGGCCACAUGUUGCUUCCUGGUGAACUAGGGAAGCGAGAGGAAGGCUUCGCGGCGACAACGGCGGAAAUUUCCGGACCGGGAGGGAGAGAGGAAAGGCCGCGGGAUAUCGCUGCACUCUUUGGCGCAGAACAGGAGAGUUGUGGGAUGCCCAUGCCAGGUGUCACGACCCCGGAUAUCGAACCCGUGGACAGCCUGGAGACAAUGAUGUACAGGGAAGCUGGGACCUACAAGGAUGAGGAUGCUGCAGAGAUGGUAACCGGGGAGGAUGUGACGUACAAAUCAGAAGAGAUGAAGGAGGAGGAAGAGGAAGUGAAGGAGGAGGAAGAGGAAGUGAAGGAGGAGGAAGAGGAAGUGAAGGAGGAUGAAGAGGAUGUGAAGCAGGAGGAA
Molecule: messenger RNA, 633 nt
Organism: Priapulus caudatus
Lineage: Eukaryota; Metazoa; Priapulida; Priapulimorpha; Priapulimorphida; Priapulidae
Product: ribosomal biogenesis protein LAS1L-like
Exons: 1
Source: RefSeq, a predicted model, not a curated record